Molecule: messenger RNA, 1122 nt
Organism: Mycetomoellerius zeteki
Lineage: Eukaryota; Metazoa; Arthropoda; Insecta; Hymenoptera; Formicidae
Product: transcription factor Sp9
Exons: 2
Coding region: 1-1122 (373 amino acids)
Biological process (GO): regulation of transcription by RNA polymerase II
Molecular function (GO): RNA polymerase II cis-regulatory region sequence-specific DNA binding; DNA-binding transcription factor activity, RNA polymerase II-specific
Source: RefSeq, a predicted model, not a curated record
AUGUCCAAACCGAAGACAAUGGGUUUAUUUCGACCUUGGAAUGAUCUGGAAACAACAAACGAAGCUUCCGAAAUCGAUAUCACGAUUGACAACGCACUCCACAAUACGCCAUGCAGCAGGCAGGAAGACGACGAACAAGUUGUGUCCUCAACGACAUCGACAACUUUGACGAAUACUAUCGAAAUGUCUGAUGACUGUGAUGGCAAUUUGUUGGAUCAAGAAACGGCGACUUCAACAUCGUUGACCGGUUUUCAUCGAAUAAGAGGAAGCAAAUCCUUCGGUAAAGUAGCAACCAGAACUACGCCAUCCCUCGAAGACGAAGAUGCCUCCGCUGGCAUCGUGCAAAGUGCGAAGGACAACUCACGUGUCUUCCAUCCACAACAACCGCUGGAUUCAAUUACUCCGAUGUCGCGCUCGAUUUCUACUCGAGAUUCGGACAAGUUCAACGCUUCUAGUGAUGUUAUUUCGCCGAACUAUUUCUCGACGCUAAGAGAACUUCGACCAUCGGAGGAUUUUACUUCGAUUAUCGGAACUUAUUCGAUGACCGCAAAUUCAGGACCAUGGACUGGGAGCUCAGAAUCACGCCUUCCCGAUGUCCCCAGGAUACAUCCCGGUGUCUAUCCAGUGAUACAUUCCGGAUUUCAGUCUGGGAUCUAUCCUGGAAUCUUUCCUCUAAAUCUUUAUAAUCAUUCCGUGGAAGAGGCGGUGCAAAUUGUGCAUCGGCAGGAUGUUGUUGCUAAAGAGAUGAAAAAAAUGCGCCCAAAGAAACACAACUGUCCACAUUGCAGUAUGGCAUUUAGUAACGGCGGCCAGCUUACCGGACAUAUUCGCAUACACACUGGUGAAAGACCGUUCAAGUGUGACGUUGAGUCCUGCGGGAAACGGUUCACUAGAAAUGAGGAAUUGACGCGACACAAACGAAUUCACACUGGCGUUCGGCCUUACUCUUGUGUCUUUUGCAAGAAGCGAUUUGGACGCAAAGAUCACCUCAAGAAGCAUAUGAGGACUCAUGAGGUACGCGACUCGUAUCGUGUUUCCACAGCGGCAUUAGACAUGAUCGCUUCUCUAAGUUAUCCAUUUCAACAAUCCACCGAACUUUCGCCGUAUCUUUAUCAGAUCUGA